GAAAGUUGUUUUAAUGCAAACUUACAUUUGUCACUGAGAAAAUAGAAAAUAAAUAAACAAAUAUAACAUGGAUUCCGAAAAAUUAACUGAACAUAUUUCGGAUAGCUCUAGAUCUCAAUCUCCAAUUAUACAUGGAUAUGGUAUAACAGGUGACGGGCGUGUUUACUAUGUUAUUAUAGAAAGGCUUGUUACUAAGAUGAAUGAUAUUGAACAUGAAUUAAAAUGUGCUUGGAGAAUAUUAGACAUAUUAAAUCAAGAAUGUAUUAAAAUGUGGCAGAGAUUAGAAAAAUUGGAAAGUUUUCUUUAUGAACAACAAAAUGUCAUAACACAAUUGAUUGAACUUUAUACUGCACAAAAUGAGCAAAAUGAAUGUAUAAUUGUUACUGGGCCAAUGAAUGAUGGACAACCAACAUUGGGCGAAUUAGAUACCAUUGCUAAAAGUUUAGGGUCAGCUAUUGACCUUGAAGAAACUAGUAUGUUAAGGGAAAAAUUAGCACAGCAGGAAUUAGCUAAAAUGCAUAAUUUAUCUUCCGACUUCAAGAUGUCAGUAGCUUCUUCAAUAGAUGUACAAAAAAAAAUUAGAUAUUUGGAGACAUUAGAAGCGUUAGAAGAAGAAAUAACUACACCAGAUGAGGCUUUUUAUCGAAGUUUAAAUAAUGCUUAUCGUGAAGAUUUGAAUUGUGGAGACUCUUCGAGACCUCAUUCACAGCUUGGAAUGAUUUGGGAAGAAGCUGAGGAUAUUGAUGAAUCUAAUGAAAAAAACAUAGAAAGAAGUAUUUUUAAACGUAAAGUAGAAUUAAUAAAUAAUGAAAUUAAAGGUAUAAAGCAAAAAACCAUAAGCAAUAAACAAGAAGAAAUUACGCAAUCAUUUUUACAAAAACGAACGGAACUCGAUGAAGAUCAAGGUGAAAUAUUUAGCUCAAUAGAUUAUAAAACUUAUCGUGGAAAUACCCCAUGCAUUAGUGAACAUGACUUAGCCCAAGUUUCUACUCUUAGUUCUAUAAAUGAAAUUUCUUUAAAAAAAUUACACGAAUUAAAUGUAUUGUCAAAUAAGUUUUUAAAAAAGCCUCAAAAUUUUAUCCAGGUUAAUGAUCAUCAAACUGAAACAAAUAAAAAAAAUUAUUCUUCUGGAAUUGAAACUAAAUUACCAGAAGAAGUAAGCAAUUUAAAAGAAUCAUUAGAUACAAUUCACGCUGAAAUAGAUGUUGAUAAUUGGUCAUAUUCUAAAAAUCCAGUUUCCAUAGGGGGGUCUGCUUCUAAAGUAAGUACGGAUGGUGGAUUAACGACUGAUGGUGAUUUUACUAUUCGAUCGAUGCCACCAAGACUAAAUUCCGCAUCCAGAAUCCAUGUAGAUUCUAUUUCAUCAACGUGUAUUCCACCAAGAGUAGAUUUUAUAGCAUCAGUAUUGCAUAAAAACUCGGAACCUAUAUUUCAAUUACCUAUUGAUGUAGGAAAGUAUGCAAAGGGAUAUGCUGAAAAUAAAGAAUUAACUGAUCUUAUGGCAGACAGUUUAGCACCCACAACAUGCACAUCUCCAUCAGUUUAUAAUAAGAUAAUCGAUAAAGUGGCAUCGAUAGAUUCCGUUGAAAAUAUUUAUAAUAUUCAAAGUAUUAGAACACGUCAAGAUGGUUACUUUGGUAAUGAAUCAAAUUUAAAAUUAGAAUUCUCAGAAAAUAGACAGUCACAGAGUCCACCUCCACCCGCGCCAAAAGAUGUACAUAAAAGUUUCCAAUUAAUUAAUAAUGAAAAUGAUUCGUCACCGACGCAUGUACUCGAAACAAGUAAUAAUAUUAUAACAGUUAAGUCAGAUUCUAGUCUUUCUUCAAGGAGUAGUUGGAAUAAUCUCGACAAAUCUUUAAGCACUCCAAAAAAUUGUAUUGCCAAGGUGCAAAUAUCUUAUUGUAUAGACAAAACAAGAUCACCUCUUGUAUCAAGCAUUGAAUCUUCAGAAGCAAUUGCUACAAUACCUGCAUUUUCCAAAGCAGUUAGCCUACAAAUUAAUAAAGAACCAUUUUAUGAUAUUCCUGAAGGUAACGGUAUUUAUGGAAAGCAAAAAGGGAAAAAAACUAGUAGUUCAAUUGAUAUUACUAGUAACUAUAUACCGUUAUCUACAUGUUCUAUUAAUUCUUUUGAUAACAGUUGUAUUAAAUCAGUUUAUCAGGAUUUAAACUGCACACCGCCUACUUCAUCUGAAAUGCUUUCUUUACAGUGCCAAAAACAAGAAAGUCAUAAGUACGAAACUCAUAAAUUUGACUCAGUAUCAAUAGGAAUGACAUUAGAUUUUCUGUGUAGAAAUACAGAAUCUAUUUAUUCUAUCGCAGGAAGUAAUCAAUUAGAAACUAUUACAAAUGCACAUAUAAAUACUUCAUCAAUGUGUGAAAAAGACAUAAUAAUUCCUGGAUAUUAUUCUAGAAAAAGACAUUCAAUUUUACCAUUAAAUAAUACGCAUUGUUGUAAUACGUCUCAAAAUGCAUUAUCUACAUCUGCUACAAACUCUUUAAUAUAUAUGGCUAAACAAGAACCAACGAUAUCAUAUUCAGAAACAAUAAAUGAAUAUGAUAAUAAAAAAACAGUAUAUAAAACAAUGUUCCCAACAGGUAAUAUUACUGAUGCAUUAACUUACUAUCCAACAAGUACAAGUAUUUCAAAAACAGAAUCUAACGAUAAUAGUUGGUUAAAUACAAUAGAUGAAAAUGUUACCAACGACAGUACAUCUACAAUUAACCGGUUAUUUAUAUCAGAAUCAAACCACUCUUUAAAUAUAAAUCGCCAAACUGAACUACCAGUCUCAUAUAAUCCUGCUACUUUUCACACAUAUGCUAACCAGGAUUUUCUUGGAACAUAUAAAGAAAAUAAUAAUUAUAAUCAAUCUUUAUUGGCAUCAGAAAAUUCUCAAAUUAGUAAUGUAUUAAGAAAGCAAUCCAAAAGAGAGCAUCAAUAUAUAUAUGGCGAAGAAUCAAUAAGAAAUUUAUUAACUAAAAAUAUUUCUACUGAAAAGGAACACGAAGUCUUGUACGAUCCUUCUAAAGUGAUUGUAUCACAAUCAGGUUAUAUUAGUAUAUCAACAGAUAUUAAGGAUUAUGAGAUAGAUUUAACUAAGUCCCCAAAAAAAAUUCGAAGAGGUUCCUCGUUAAAAAAUGCUAUGAAUUCCAUGAGUAGUUGGUUACCUGAUUUACAUUUAAGUAAAAGGUACAGAAGUCAGUCUUUACCAGGAGAUGUUAGAGGUGAAGAUUUAAAUGUAGCCUUUGAAUCUGUAGCAGAAACACAAUUAUCAAAUGACGGAAAAGUUCAUGGAAGAGGAAUAUUAGCUCGUAAGAAGAAAAAACAUAUACUUGUGUCUACUGUAUCAGGAAUUUUGCAAAAAGCAAAACGAAAAACUCAUCAAUCACAGUCAUUUUCUGAUCCAGAACAAUCUGAAAAUGAGUGGAGUAGUGGAAAACAAAUUAUUUUAUCUGAAGAUGAAGAUUACACACUUUCUGAUGCUGCUCAAGAUUCAACUUUUUUUUCAAAAGUUAGAUCUAAUACGAAAAAAACAGCAUCUCAACAAAUUAUUCCUAGUCAAAUACAUACUGAAGAAGUAUUAAUAAACGAUGCAGCUUUAAAAAAACAAAUACUUCAACAAGAACAAGAAUUAUUACAAAAACAGAUUCAAGAACAUCAGGAACACCUUCAACAAAAAGUAACUGAAGAUAAUAGGUUAGAGGAACCACAAACACAAUCUAAGUCACAAAUAAUUAAUCAAUCUUUUGAAAAAAUAUCAAGUUUUGACAAAAAUACUUUAAUAGAAAAUAGUACAUCUAGUUCUAUUACAUCAUCAAUUUUUGCGACAGUUGGAGAUAUAAAAAAAUCUAUUCACAAUUUAAAUGAAACUUCAAUUGAUAAGGUAUCUAAAUUUCCUGUAACACUUGUGGGUGGUGCAAGUAUGGAAUUUGCUGUAUCAAGGGCUUUAGGAAAAUAUCGACAAAGACAGUCUUCAACAAUUUCUGAUGAACAACAAACUGAUGAAGAAAGAAAACUUGACGAAAAUUUAUUAUAUUCAUCGGAUAUGAAUUUCACGUGCUCAGACGAUUUAUCCGAAAAAAAUCGUAAUAAUAAAGGUUCUGGAGUAUUAAAAUUAACAAGUGAUAUAUCAGAGGAAAUGUCAUCUCCUGAUAAUAAUAAUUCAUUAAAUAUAAAAGGGCAUAUUCAAAGCAGUAAUCGUCUUAUUUCUCGACAUCAACAGUCCCUAGAAAUUCCCUGGGUAACAUCUCGUACUGUCGAUGGCGAUGAAGACAAUAAAAGUACAUAUUCAUAUAGAAGUACGUCAAGAGUAUCUUCUCGGCGUCAAAGUACAGAAGAAUCAAUUGACUCAGAAGAUGAAUGGUAUUGUUAUGAAUUAAGAAAUCUAGAAGAAUUAGAAAGACAAUCAGAAACAAUAAUGGAAUCUAAUAUUAAUCAUAAUCAUAUAGAAGAAACUUUAAAAAUAGAGUCAUAUCAACCAGACGAAGACGUAAAAGAAAGAAUGUCAUAUGUUCUUAAUGAAUUGAAAUUAAAAUCAAAACGAAUAAAUGGUAUUAAUGAAAAUAUUAAUAAAGCAAUUCCAACUAAUAAACAUAUAACCAUGACUAUUAAAAUGAAUCGUUGUCACGAUGAAAAUCCUCUACCGAAAAAGAAAUGUGCAGAAUCUGUAGAGAGUAUUUUUGCUAGAGUAACAGACUAUCAGACGUGGGUACAUGAAGAGGAUGUUAAAAAAGGAAAAAAAAUUAUUACAAUAGAUGAAGAAUCAUCUGGAGAAACAUCUGGACCUGACAGUCAGGUUUAUUCUGUAGACGAAGAUGAAGAAGAAUUUCAAAAAAAAUUUGAACAGCAAGAUUUAGAAAAAGAUUUGUAUCAAUCUUCUCUUCCAUACAAUGACAAACUACAGCGAGUAUCCGAUAUAUUAUCAGAUAAAGGCAGCAAAAGUCUACUAUCUAGUGAGAUAUUAAUUAGUAAUCAGAGUAUAGAGGAAUCUGGAAGACUUAUUUUUAAAAAUGAAAAUGGAAAGGGUGGUAAUGUAAAUGAAACAAUGGCAAUUAUAAGUCUUCCCACUAUAAAAGUUGAUACUGACUUAACUGUUAAAUUAGAAGAACAUCAGAGCAGUCCAUCUCUAUCAAACUCCAAGUGGAAACUUUUAAAAGCUUUGAAAGAAAGAAAAGCUGAAGAAAGAUUGAAAGAAGUCGAUGAAACAAUUAAAGAUGCUACUUCUCUUUCACAGGGAAUAAUUGUUAAUGGAAGUGGAACAGGUAGCGAAACUGGUGUUCGUGGAAAUGGACAUGGAGGAGAGAUAACAUUUUACAGUAAUAUUGAUAGCAUGCCCGACAUCCGCCCACGACGAAAAUCAGUGCCAUUAGUUUCUGAACUGGUUUUGAAGACAAUGGCUGCAACAAAACGAAAUGCUGGAUUAUCUUCCGUAACACGUCCAACACUAAAAGAUGAAGAACUGAAAAUGCAUGUAUACAAAAAGACAUUGCAAGCGAUGAUCUAUCCAAUUUCAUCAACAACACCUCAUAACUUCAUUACAUGGACAGCAACUUCGCCUACAUAUUGUUAUGAAUGUGAAGGUCUUCUUUGGGGCAUAGCACGUCAAGGUGUUAGAUGUGUUGAAUGUGGAGUCAAAUGUCAUGAAAAAUGCAAGGAUCUUCUUAAUGCCGAUUGUUUACAAAGGGCAGCUGAGAAGAGUUCAAAGCACGGAGCAGAAGACAAAGCUAAUAGCAUAAUAACUGCAAUGAAAGAGCGAAUGAAACAUCGUGAACGAGAAAAGCCUGAAAUAUUUGAACUUAUUCGCACAACGUUUUCAGUGGACCCGGACACUCACAUAGACAGUCUAGAUCAGGCCGAACAGAUAGUCCUUGAGGGUACAAGCAAAUGGUCCUGCAAAAUAGCAAUCACAGUGAUUUGUGCUCAAGGGUUGAUUGCCAAAGAUAAAAGCGGUACAUCUGAUCCAUGUACAAAGACAAUGCCGCAAGAGUUAAAUCCCGUAUGGAAUGAAAAAUUCUAUUUUGAAUGUCACAACUCAUCGGAUCGAAUAAAAGUACGUGUUUGGGAUGAAGACAAUGAUUUAAAGUCAAAAUUACGUCAGAAAUUAACUCGAGAGAGUGAUGAUUUUCUUGGGCAAACAAUCAUCGAGGUAAGAACACUAAGUGGUGAAAUGGAUGUCUGGUAUAAUUUAGAAAAAAGAACAGAUAAAUCUGCAGUAUCAGGUGCAAUUAGACUUCACAUAAGUGUUGAAAUUAAAGGAGAAGAGAAGGUUGCACCUUAUCAUGUGCAAUAUACUUGCUUGCAUGAAAAUCUUUUUCAUAGUCUAUGUGAAAACAAUGACGGAAUGGUAAAACUCCCACAAGCUAAAGGUGAUGAUGCGUGGAAAAUAUAUUUCGAUCCAUCUGGUGAGGAACUUGUCGAUGAAUUUGCAAUGCGUUACGGUAUUGAGAGUAUUUAUCAAGCCAUGACACACUUCCACUGCCUUUCUACUAAAUAUUUAUGUCCAGGAGUUCCUGCAGUAAUGUCAUCUCUUUUAGCCAACAUAAAUGCAUACUAUGCUCAUACGACAGCUAGUUCUGCAGUAUCAGCUAGUGAUAGAUUUGCUGCUAGUAAUUUUGGAAAAGAGAAGUUUGUAAAACUUCUAGACCAGUUGCAUAAUUCGCUUCGCAUUGAUCUAUGCAUGUAUCGUAACAACUUUCCCGCAUCGAGUCAAGAAAAAUUAAUGGAUUUAAAGUCAACAGUUGAUUUACUUACAAGUAUCACGUUUUUUCGGAUGAAAGUGCAAGAGUUAACAUCUCCACCACGAGCUAGCAAUGUUGUAAAGGACUGUGUUAUUGCAUGUCUUAAAUCUACUUAUCAAUUUUUAUUUCAAAAUUGCUAUGAUCUCUACAGUCGUGAGUUUCAGGUCGAUCCGAAUGAAACUCGCAAGGAAGAAGAAAAUUCACCUGCUUCCCUUGAUUUUUGGCAUAAACUUAUAGCUCUUAUCGUUUCUGUCAUUGAAGAGGAUCGUAACAGUUAUGCGCCUGUAUUAAAUCAAUUUCCACAGGAGCUAAAUAUUGGCCAAUUAUCAGCUGCAACUGUUUGGUCACUCUUUGCAAUUGAUGUCAAGGAUGCUCUUGAUGAACACGAACAAAGCAGAUCAUGUAAAUCCUCUGCCUAUAUGAAUCUACAUUUUAAGGUAAAAUGGUUAUAUACUAAUUAUGUACAAGAGGUACCUCCAUAUAAGGGACAAGUACCCGAGUAUCCCGCUUGGUUCGAACCGUUUGUUAUGCAAUGGCUUAAUGAAAAUGAUGAUGUAUCAUUGGAAUAUUUACAUGGUGCCUUUAAUAGAGAUAAAAAAGAUGGUUUUCAACGAAGUAGUGAACAUGCUCUAUUUAGUGUAUCCGUCGUUGACGUAUUCACUCAGUUAACUCAAUGUUUUGAUGUGGUAUCAAAACUUGAAUGUCCGGAUCCGGAAAUCUGGAAAAGAUAUAUGAAACGAUUUGCCAAAACAAUUGUUAAGGUUCUGGUAGCAUAUGCCGAUAUAGUGAAAAAAGAAUUUCCUAGUCAUUUAGAAGAUGAACGGAUAGCAUGUAUUUUAAUGAAUAAUAUUCAACAACUACGGGUGCAAUUAGAGAAGAUGUUUGAGUCAAUGGGUGGAGAAAACCUUGAACAAGAUGCUGCAAAUAUAUUAAAAGAACUCCAGGCUCAGCUAAAUAGUGCCUUGGAUGAUUUAGCGAUGCAAUUCGCUAAAAGCCUGGAACUUCGAAUAACAAUAUCUGUAAAAGAACUUGGUGAUCUUUUAUUAGCUAUUAAAGGAGGUGGACAAAUUAAUCAGCCUGCGCAAAGAAGUAAUGUAUCUGUCGAAGCGGAUGAAGUACUUCGACCACUAAUGGACUUACUUGAUGGUAGUCUUUCUUUGUAUGCUCAAUCGUGCGAAAAGACUGUUUUAAAGCGAUUGCUAAAAGAACUCUGGAAAAUAGUUAUGAGAAUUCUUGAAAAAACAGUUGUAUUGCCACCUAUGACUGAUAAGACUAUGAUGUUUAAGAGCUUAACAGAUAAUGCAAAAAAUCUCGCAGCAAAUGCUAAAAUAGAAGAUAUGUCGAGAUUAUUUAAAAAUCAUAUGGCUGGGAAACCGGAUGUGAAAAAUGCACUCAGUGGUGUAAUGGAUAUUUCUAAGGAAGUUGAAAAAAAUUUAUCGCCUAAACAAUGCGCUAUUUUAGAUGUUGCAUUAGAUACUAUUAAAACCUACUUUCAUGCUGGUGGAAGUGGUUUAAAAAAGAAUUUUUUGGAAAAAUCACCAGAAUUACAAAGUCUACGAUACGCUUUGAGCUUGUAUACACAAACAACAGAUACACUCGUUCAGACCUUUGUUACAUCUCAAUUAACUCAAGUGCCGCUUAAUGAUUCUGCUACUUUGCAACAAACACAUCAACGCUCUAUGAACAACGAAAGAAACGAUGAAGUAGAAGGAACAGAAUGCAUAGAAAAUCUUGAGGAACCUCUUCGACAAAAUAAAUCUCCUUACCAUCGGAAAAGUCGACAAGAUGUUAUAAAUACAGAAGAAGAUGCUGUUGGAGAAAUAAAUAUGCAAGUUGAUCUUUUCACAAAUCCAGGAACCGGUGAACAAAAAAUUAGUGUAAAAGUUAUAUCUGCCAAUAAUCUAAAAUGGCAGUUGACUAGUGGAAUGUUCAAACCAUUUAUUGAAGUAAAUCUUAUAGGACCAUACCUUGCAGACAAGAAGAGAAAACAUACAACUAAAUCGAAAAACAAUACCUUAUCGCCCAAGUUUAAUGAAACAUUUCACUUCAUAAUUGGAAAUGAUCAACAAUUGAACUUCUAUGAAUUGCACAUUUGUGUGAAAGACUACUGUUUUGCUCGGGAAGAUCGUCUAGUUGGAUUAGCAGUGAUUCAAUUAAAGGACAUUAUAGAACAAGGUUCGUGUGUGUGUGCAAUUUCAUUGGGUAAACGUAUUCAAAUGGACGAAACAGGUUGGACAAUAUUGCGGAUUUUAUCCCAACGCAAUAACGACGAGGUUGCCAAAGAAUUUGUAAAAUUAAAGAGCGAUAUAAGACAAGAAACUUUACUUGCAAAUCCAACUUGAAAUUAAUAACCAGAAGUUUUAUUGAUAAAUAUAAUAAAUUACAAAGAAAUAAAAAAAACUUUGUAAACUACUGUGAAUAGUCACAAUAAGAGUUAUAACUUUUUAUCACUAUUAAUAAUUAAUAAUAUCAUUAAAAGGGUUUAUUCACAGUAAGUUU
Ceratosolen solmsi marchali is the source of this 9236-nucleotide messenger RNA. RefSeq names its product protein unc13 homolog (gene unc-13). Gene Ontology annotation, biological process: presynaptic dense core vesicle exocytosis; synaptic transmission, glutamatergic; synaptic vesicle priming. Gene Ontology annotation, cellular component: presynaptic membrane; synaptic vesicle membrane; terminal bouton. NCBI's taxonomy places the organism in Eukaryota, Metazoa, Arthropoda, Insecta, Hymenoptera, Agaonidae. The record is from RefSeq and is a predicted model, not a curated record. Gene Ontology annotation, molecular function: diacylglycerol binding; syntaxin-1 binding; calmodulin binding.